Molecule: messenger RNA, 1614 nt
Organism: Eurypyga helias (sunbittern)
Lineage: Eukaryota; Metazoa; Chordata; Aves; Eurypygiformes; Eurypygidae
Product: RCC1 and BTB domain-containing protein 1
Exons: 11
Coding region: 1-1614 (537 amino acids)
Molecular function (GO): protein binding
Source: RefSeq, a predicted model, not a curated record
AUGACACACAGCAGCAGCAUGGUGGAUGUAAGCAAGUGGCCAAUAUUUACCUUGCUGUCACCUCAAGAAAUAACAUCUAUUCGGAAAGCAUGCGUGUUUGGCACGUCAGCCAACGAAGCUAUAUACAUUACGCACAAUGACGAGGUGUUUGUUUUUGGACUGAAUUGCAGUAAUUGCUUGGGAACUGGAGAUAAUCAGAGCACAAUAGUACCAAAGAAAUUAGAGGCCUUAUGUGGAAAGAAGAUUUCCAGUCUCAGUUAUGGAAGUGGACCCCAUAUUGUACUUUGCACGGAAGAUGGUGAAGUGUAUGCUUGGGGACAUAAUGGUUACAGCCAGCUUGGGAAUGGCACAACCAAUCAGGGUAUUACUCCUGUUCAAGUUUGCACAAAUCUGCUAAUAAAGAAAGUGGUGGAAGUAGCUUGCGGCUCUCAUCAUUCCAUGGCGCUGUCCUUUGAUGGGGAUCUGUACGCUUGGGGCUAUAAUAACUGUGGUCAAGUCGGAUCUGGAUCGACAGCAAACCAGCCAACUCCUCGGAGAGUUUCAAACUGUUUACAGGGUAAAAUGGUAGUCGGCAUUGCUUGCGGGCAGACCUCCUCCAUGGCCGUAGUAAACAACGGUGAGGUUUAUGGCUGGGGUUACAACGGUAACGGUCAGCUGGGUCUUGGAAACAACGGCAAUCAGCUAACACCAUGCAGGGUGGCAGCGUUACAUGGUGUGUGCGUACUCCAGAUUGCCUGUGGCUACGCGCACACGCUAGCACUAACAGACGAGGGUUUGCUCUAUGCCUGGGGAGCUAACACUUACGGGCAGCUGGGAACUGGCAAUAAAAGUAACCAGCUAAGCCCCGUGCAGAUCAUGAUGGAAAAAGAAAGGGUUGUGGAGAUCGCAGCCUGCCACUCCGCUCACACGUCAGCUGCCAAGACCCAGAGCGGCCAGGUGUACAUGUGGGGCCAGUGCCGUGGGCAGUCGGUGAUCCUCCCCCACCUCACUCACUUUGCCUGCACUGACGACGUCUUUGCUUGCUUCGCCACCCCUGCCGUCAUGUGGCGUCUCCUGUCAGUAGAGCACGAAGACUUUUUAACAGUAGCAGAAUCUCUGAAAAAAGAGUUUGACAGCCCAGAAACGUCAGACCUGAAGUUCCGUGUGGAUGGAAAGUACAUCCACGUCCACAAAGCUGUUCUGAAAAUCAGGUGUGAACACUUCAGGACCAUGUUCCAGUCAUACUGGAAUGAGGAUAUGAAGGAAGUGAUAGAAAUAGACCAGUUUUCUUACCCCGUGUAUCGUGCCUUUCUCGAGUACUUGUAUACAGACAGUGUUGACCUGCCGCCGGAAGAUGCAAUAGGACUUUUGGAUUUGGCUACUUCGUACUGUGAAAACAGACUGAAGAAACUGUGUCAGCACAUUAUCAAGAGAGGAAUUACCGUGGAAAACGCGUUUUCGUUGCUCUCUGCUGCUGUCAGAUACGAUGCAGAGGACUUGGAGGAAUUCUGCUUCAAGUUUUGUGUCAAUCAUUUGACGGAAGUGACACAAACGACAGCGUUCUGGCAGAUGGACGGUCCCCUGCUGAAGGAAUUCAUUGCUAAAGCCAGUAAAUGCGGAGCCUUCAAGAACUGA